AUGUCCCAGAGAAAGGGAUACUGGGAAGUUGAGUCCCGAGGAGAGGAGCAGGGUGCUGAAGGAGGCCAGAACACAGCAAGACUCAGGAUACACACUAUCCAUCCCCCGCUGGAGACAUCCCCCGCUAGAGACAUCCCCCGCUGGAGACAUCCCCCGCUGGAGACAACCCCCACUGGAGACAACCCCCACUGGAGACAUCCCCCACUGGAGACAACCCCCACUGGAGACAUCCCCCUGGAGACAACCCCCACUGGAGACAACCCCCACUGGAGACAUCCCCCGCUGGAGACAUCCCCCACAGGAGCCAUCCCCCCCGCUGGAGACAACCCCCACUGGAGACAUCCCCCCGCUGGAGACAUCCCCCCACUGGAGACAUCCCCCCCGCUGGAGACAACCCCCGCUGGAGACAUCCCUCCCACUGGAGACAUCCCCCACUGGAGACAACCCCCCGCUGGAGACAUCCCCCCACUGGAGACAUCCCCCCGCUGGAGACAAUCCCCGCUGGAGACAUCCCCCCUGGAGAUAUCCCCCCGCUGGAGAUAUCCCCCCACUGGAGACAACCCCCACUGGAGACAACCCCCCGCUGGAGAUAUCCCCCCGACUGGAGACAACCCCCACUGGAGACAACCCCCACUGGAGACAACCCCCCACUGGAGACAUCCCCCACUGGAGACAACCCCCGCUGGAGACAACCCCCACUGGAGACAACCCCUGCUGGAGACAACCCCCACUGGAGACAACCCCCGCUGGAGACAACCCCCACUGGAGACAACCCCCACUGGAGACAACCCCCCGCUGGAGGCAUCCUGUGGUGUGUGUGUUUAA
Molecule: messenger RNA, 825 nt
Organism: Oncorhynchus tshawytscha (Chinook salmon)
Lineage: Eukaryota; Metazoa; Chordata; Actinopteri; Salmoniformes; Salmonidae
Product: early nodulin-75-like
Exons: 2
Coding region: 1-825 (274 amino acids)
Source: RefSeq, a predicted model, not a curated record